UCUCUCUCUCUCUCUCUCUGAGUUAAGAUUGAGCUUCAGCCCAGACUACAGCUUUCUUCCUCUGUCCAACAUCUAAGAUGGGAGAUUCUGGGAGCUGUGAUCCAGGACAAAAAUAAGUGCGGUUAAUCAUAGAAGUCCUACAGUGUGGAAGUAAACUGUUCAGCCCCUCAAGUCCACGUUGGCCCCUCUGAAAAGCCUCCCCCAUUCCCCCCCCCACCACCACCACCACCACCCAAUCCAGUAAUUUGCUGGUGGGUGAGAUUAGGACUAGAGGUCAUGGCCUCGAGGUUAGAGGGAGUCGGUUUCAGACACAUGAGGAGGAACUGCUUUUCCCGGAAAAUAGUGACUCCAUGAAAUUCUCUGCCUAUGGAACCGGGAGAGACAGCUUCACUAAGAAUAUUCAAGACACAGGACACUAGUGUGGCAGGAAGAAUACUAAGACACCCGAGCGAGGGUGACUGUGGAAAAAGUGCUUCAAACCAUUUCCUCAGCUUGGGGGAAUCAAAAUCCCACCCCUCACGGUGGGGACAGACUGUGUACCCGUUCUGUUUGUAAUUUCAAACCCAGGUGACACAAGGAAUACUCUCCCCAUGGGGAAACCGUGGAAAUGUGGGGACUGUGGGAAAGGAUUCCCUUCCCCCUCAGUGCUGGAAAUUCACAGACGUGUUCACAGCGGGGAGAAGCCGUUCAUCUGCUCAGUGUGUGGGAAGGGAUUCACAAAUUCUUCCAACCUGCGGGCGCACCAGUGGGUCCACACGGGAGAGAAGCCCUUCACCUGCUUGGUGUGCAGGAAGGGGUUCACGCAUUCAUCUGCACUGCUGACCCACCAUCGGGUCCACACUGGGGAGAGGCCGUUCGGUUGCUCAGAGUGCGGGAAGGCUUUCCGUCGCGUGAGCAACUUGAGGAAGCACGAGCGGGUCCACACGGGGGAGAGGCCGUUCCCCUGCCCCGAGUGUGGGAAGGGAUUCAUUGAUUCUUCCAGCUUGCUGAACCACCAGCAGAUCCACACAGGGGAAAGGCCAUUCACCUGCUCUGUGUGUGGGAAAGGAUUCAAUCAUAUGAGCAAUUUGCGGCAGCAUAAGCGGGUCCACACUGGGGAGAGGCCAUUCACCUGCCCCGAGUGUGGGAAGGGAUUUACCAACUCUUCCCACCUGCUGACCCACCAGCGGAUCCACACUGGGGAGAGGCCAUUCACCUGCUCCAAGUGCAGGAAGGGCUUCACCUGCUCCUCUGACCUCCAGAGACAUCAACGAGUUCACGUGCCAUCACAGGGAAAUUGAAGGAGUGACAGAUAAGUACCAUUUUUGACUAGACUAUCAACCCCGUUCUGGGGUCUCCCAGGUUUGAAUCCCACCGUGGUAGAUGGCGCAAUUGAAAUCUGGAGUUCAGAAUCAAAUGAUGAAACCAUUUUCAGGGGAAGAAAAACCCCACCUUAUUCACUCAUGUCCUUUUUUAGAGAAUGAAGCUAUCUUUGCAGGAAAGGAAUCACUCAGUUAUUCCAGCUGCAUCCUUUACCUGGUCUGGCCUACCCCUGACUCCAGAGCCACAGCAGUGUGGUUGACUCUUGAUUGCAUCCCCCUCCUGUAUAUGAGCUGGAGAAACUAACUUGUAUACAGGGUGUAGGCUGAAACUGCUGAGUGAGGCAAUACUUCCUCCAGGUGAAGGCUGUACCAGGGAUCCAGUUCCAAAGGGAUAAUUUGCUGCUGACCAAUAGUAAAGAAAGUGGGGGAUGGGGAGUG
This is a messenger RNA of Hemiscyllium ocellatum (epaulette shark), 1739 nucleotides long. RefSeq names its product zinc finger protein 239-like. The coding region runs from base 591 to 1280 and encodes 229 amino acids. Gene Ontology annotation, molecular function: DNA-binding transcription factor activity, RNA polymerase II-specific; RNA polymerase II cis-regulatory region sequence-specific DNA binding. Lineage: Eukaryota; Metazoa; Chordata; Chondrichthyes; Orectolobiformes; Hemiscylliidae. The record is from RefSeq and is a predicted model, not a curated record. The transcript is spliced from 3 exons. Gene Ontology annotation, biological process: regulation of DNA-templated transcription.